Halichondria panicea is the source of this 1902-nucleotide messenger RNA. RefSeq lists its product as uncharacterized. Lineage: Eukaryota; Metazoa; Porifera; Demospongiae; Suberitida; Halichondriidae. The transcript is spliced from 9 exons. The record is from RefSeq and is a predicted model, not a curated record. The coding region runs from base 280 to 1653 and encodes 457 amino acids.
CACAAUGACAGCCAUCUCUCAUGCACACCCACUCCCCUGCACUGUACAGUGUGUCCUCUGGCUCCAUGGUGGCCAUCACACUCAGAGUGUGUGUGUAAUGGUUGCGGAACUUGAUGGCUGCUAGCUGGCAUGUUUCAUUGAGCACUAGAUCUACUACUUUACAGCCGCUCUGAAGAGACCUCCCCUGGUAUACAGUGGUGACAGUGAACGGCUUGGAGAUAGUACAAGGUACUUGAAUAAGGUUGGACAUUGUGAAGUGGGUGGGCUGUUAUUGAAACCAUGGGUAAUCGAGAGAGCAGUCCAGCAGAUCAAGCAGUGGCAGGCCCGGCUCCAGUGGAGGCAGCUAGUCCACACACCGGCCAUUACAGAGCCCUCUAUGCUGACCUGACCUCUCCUGGCAGUCAGGGAGACACUGAGAAUAAAACAACAUUCAAAGAUCGUUUUGCCAGCUAUUUUGGUGGACCAUGUCCUGCCUUUGGAAAUGUCCUCUACGAAUAUCUGUUCUCGUCAGAAGAAGUUGUUCCUGAGGCAAUAUUCCUGGUUGCCAUGACGAAGCUGAGAGGAGCCUCGGGCAGCACUGACCACCAUACAGUGGAGAGAAUGUAUUUCUCAAUGUUCUCACACGCUCAGGACAACAUCAGCAGAGAAGAUCUGACCAGUCUCCUGGCUUCAGCUGCACUGUAUGCCCUGGUGGUAGGCAGUGAGCUCCAUGAGAAGGCCUCUCUCCCCAGGGACCACCCACUACUGUUAGCACUUGUACAAGCGGCUUGGGUCCAUGCACACUCAGAGGGGGUGCUCUCAGGGUCAGAGUUCAGUGUGUGGGUGUCUACUAACUGUCCACGACUCCUGGACGGUGUUAGGGAAUGGAUCAACUCCGUACUAACUCAGGAUGGUGGGACAUUGAUCUACCAGCUACCAUCUCCACAUACUGGCAAGGACCCCCCUCUUCAGCGACAGAUUGACCUUUGUACUCUUGUGUGGGUGCUCUCCACGACGCUACCAAUGCUUUAUAUGGGGCACAGAGGUGAAAGUUCAAAGGACAAGGGAAAGAUUGGACUGCUGCCGGUGGGUGGUGAAUGGACUUGCCUGUACUCCAGUGACAGUCAUGGCUUGAGCAUGAACAGGUUCCAGCAUCAUUGCUCUGACUAUAAGCAACCGUCACUGCUCCAUCUGAGCUGCUACCACAAGGGGGAGAAGGCAGUCUACCAGUUUGCCAUAGCCUUGGACACAGAGUGGCGAGAUGGGACCUACUACUAUGGUGGAGAGGACUCAGUGAUGGUGCAGCUCACACCGACCUAUCGACCUCUCAAACAUGGUCCCAAGUUAGUCUCCCUCAAUGAAAAGCAGCGUGGAUUUCCCACUGGACUGCGUGUAUUGGGUACUGAUGGAUCAGUGCUCUUGAAUGUGCAGCCUUCACUCAGUGAUGCUUGCUUCCUAGGGAAGGAGAUGGUUGUGGAGUGUGUGGAGGUGUGGGGUUGUGGAGGUGUGGAAGCCAUAGAGUCUCAGCGACGAAUGAAAGAAUGGGAAAAACGACAAAUUAAUCUCAGAAGAAAAGUCAAGAGGGAGCAUUUGGUGGAGACGUGGGAGAGCAGUCCUGAUCGCUACCUCCUGGAGAUGGGCGGAGUCACUACGAGGAGACCAACUGAACAGUAACAACAUUGACCUCUCUUGAACUGUCAUUGAACCCUGUGCUGUUAGGAUUGUGUGUGUGUGUUGUUUUUAUACUGUCUAUAUGGACGCAUUGUGUGUGUGUUUGUUUUUAUACUGUCUAUAUGGACGCAUUGUGUGUGUGUUGUUUUUAUACUGUCUAUAUGGACGCAUUGUGUGUGUGUUGUUUUUUUAACUGUGAAUUUAUUAUUGGAUAAGGCAAAGAAGAUAUGUAAAAAAUUUGCCAAAAAAUUA